AUGGUUGGCUUUUGGCGCCAACUCAACUUUUUGCUAUGGAAGUGUGUACUCGUUCGGAGGCGCCAGAAAGUGAGCCGGAAGUCUGGAGAACCGGCGAAAACAAAACAUUUCAGUUCUGGCUCGCCGUCGAACUCAUCGUGCCGUGCAUUCUAUUCAUUAUUAUAGCGCUGGUUAGGCUCAAAGACUUUUCCGAAGGAAUGGAACAGUGUGAGUCGAUGAGAUUGAUGUACCUCGUGCAAGUUUGUCACGUUAAUGCUCUACAGUAGUCUGGGGUGCGAUCUUCUGCUGUGUUUUCAGCGAAGAAAUUUGAAACAAGGGGUAUUUUUGAGGGAGUGGACACAGUGACGUAGAAUUGCAGACAAACACCGUAACUGACGCGCAUAUUUUCGAGAAAAACCGAUUUUUACCGGUGCAAUACUGGGUUUCAACCGUUUUUCCACAUAUCUUGUCCCAAAAGAAGGGUGCCAAUACCGUUCAUUCAAAAUUAUAUCUCAAUGUCCAGAAAAAAAUAUCAACAACUUGUCACCUAAUAAAUUACAUUUAAUUGAUUUCCAGGUCACUACGACUCGAAAGGCCUGCUCUCCGCCGGUCUCCUUCCCUUCGUCCACUCGUUUUUCUGCUCAUUCUCCAACCGUUGCAACAGAUCGCCGACCACCGGAGACGAGGCGCACUUCCUCUUCAACGAUGACGGCGAGCUCACCAGAAAUGAAUCGAUGUGAGUUGUGAUCGAAGCAAAUUUUACAUUACCUAUACAAUUCUCCAGAAUCGUCGACGCUAUCUACUACUCGUCCCUCCAGCUUCGGUGGAUUGGAAAGAACCCGAAAAAGUUUGAGGAAAUUACGAAAAGCGGCGCGGAAAUCAUUCACUGGCUGGCUGGAAAGUCCCAAGACUCCACUGAAAUGAUUCGUCUCGCGGAUCUUUUCGACGAUGCGACUCGCGAGAAUCUGACAAAGUCACUGAACAACACGGGACUCCGGAUGGAAACCGCCCGCAAACUCUUGAACGUUUCCAUCGAACCGGGCGCUCUGGAGGUGUACAGCGUGCUUCGCAACGAGCUCACUUUCACCGAUCUGCUCUUUUCGAAUCCGCUGUUUUGUGAUGAACGCAUGUUCGAAAAGGCGUUUUCGUUUGAGAAAGGGCAAGAGAUGACGGACGACGAGCGAGACGAGUUGUGCGAUAUCUUGACGCCGGGAGAGCUCAUGGACUUUCGGAGUUUCAUGAGCGCGGCCACAAUGCCCACGCCCUCCAGAACGCGUGUCACCACUUUUCUCUCUUCCGUUCAGACUCUCUUCGAGCCCACUCUUAUUUUCUUCCAAAAAUACUCUAACUAUACCACCGACCAGCUCCUGCUCGCUCUGUUCUGUGGCGAAGAUCCUCGAGGUGAGCAAGUGCGCUCUGGUGCGAAACGAGUCUGUUUUUAGCGGUCAUCGAACAAACCAUCAAUCCGAACAACGAUAAGACAGUCGAGACGCCGUUUGAGAAGCUCAGAAAGAAAAUUAUCAAGUGAGUACAAUUACUGUGCUCUCAUUUUUCUGUUUCUGCUGCAGAUUCAUCCAAACAGUGACGCCCGGGAAGGAGCAGGAGCGGAACAGCACGUGCGCUCCAGUUCCUUUCCAUUCAGACAUGAACUGUUCGUCUCUCGAAAGUCCGAUUCUGAUGAAAGUGCGCGCGGCGCUGUCCGGCUACAUUCUGGUGACUCCUGACAAUGCGGCGACCCGAAGAGUCAUCGACAGGGUUCGAGAACUUCAAAGCACGGACCUUUACCGUCUUUUUCCAGCUGAAUCAACCUCUGCGCGACCUGGAAUACAUUCGGAACCUCCUCUAUUCCUAUCCGUCCGAAGCGCUGACUCUCCAAGAUCGUCUUCAUUCUUCGGACCUCUGGCCAGCUUCUCAGGUACCGUAUGCCUUUUUAGUUAUUUGAAGUAUGUCAGCAGCUCUCAGAAACUUCUCCACUGGAUUGACAUCUACAAAGACGGCCAGAAUGCGUUGAACAACAAGAACGUGCGAUUCAUUCUCGAGCACUUGUUCGGUCCGUCUUCAGACAAAUACAGUUUCGGAAGAAUCACCAAAGACGUGGCAGACGUUGCGAACAAGUAUACUGGGGUACUGUAGACAGGGGAAACUGUAGAAAAGGAAUGAUUUUUUUUAGUGUCUCCUGGUGGACAGGUUCCGAUUUGUGGCGAAUGAGAAGGAUUUGGAGACGGUGAGUGGACCAACGCAAUCCUGGACACCCUCAAAUUAUUGCAGAAUGCCGUGUGCCUGAUGGAAAUGCAUCAGUAUUUCACCGGAAUCGUAUUCCACAUAGAUCCAAACGCAUCCACUUUCGACAACUUUACCACAUACAAAAUCAGACAUUAUCCGGAUAUGAUUGACUGUAAGUGCUGCUAAGCAGAUACUGUAAUAGAAUACCGUCUAUUCAAGACGAUUUAUCUCAGCUGCUGAUGGAUAUAUCAAAAAGUUGCCAACUGAUGAGAGAUGCGCAUUGUGUUUCUAAAUAUUUUAUCAGUUGACUACUUGUUGAUAUUUCUUUAAGCAGCUGAGAUAUAUCGUGGUGAAUAAACAAAACGUUGUAAUUUGCAGCCACCACUAGUUUCAUGGACAGCAAGAGCAACCCGUUCAGUCGUGACAAACCACUAAUCGACUUGAAGUACCUCACCUUUGGCUUCUCGUUUUUGCAAGAAGCCGUCGAUCGUGCGAUCAUAAGCGAGCGGACCAACAUCUCCGACGCGAAUUUCGGAGUCUAUGCCCAACAGGAACCGUAUCCGUGCACGGUCAAAGACACGUAAGCUACCCUAGUCCGCUACCGUCGUCCACACAUUACGCCUUCAGCUUCAACGUGGCAAUCUUCAUGCCGCUCUUUCUGCUCAUCUCGUUCAUCUUCCCUUCCGCCCUUCUCGUCAAGAACAUUGUGUACGAGAAGGAACAGAAGAUCAAGGAGCAAAUGAGGGCGAUGGGGCUGGGCGACGCCGUGCACUUCAUCUCAUGGGCGCUCAUCUCGCUGGUGCUCAACUUCAUCUCGGUGCUCGUCAUCUCGAUCAUCUCGAAAGUGGCCAAGAUUUUCGAUUACACCGACUACACCCUCCUGCUCUUCGUGCUCAUCCUCUUCCUGUUCGCUUCCAUCGCCAUGUCAAUCUUCUUCUCGACCCUGUUCACCAACGCCAACAUCGCCACCGCAGCCACUUGCGUCCUCUGGUUCGUCUUCUACAUUCCCUUCCAACUCCUCCGCACCGACCGCAUCACUUCUCCGAUCUUCACUCGAAUCUCAGUGAGUUCCUUGAUAACGCAAACGCGCCCCACCAAACUCUUUCAGUUACUCCUCCCUCCAACCGCAAUGGGACACUGUUUCAAACUUCUCGAGUCGUUCAACGCAAUGGAAAAGGCGUCGUGGGCGGACAUUGGCGAGAUGGAAAAUCCGGAUCUCGGGGUGUCGGUCGAGUUGUGCAUGGUCAUGCUGCUGGUGGACACGGCCGUCUUUCUGAUCCUCGCCUGGUACAUUUCGGCCGUCGCGCCCGGAGAAUACGGAGUCCGACAACCGCUUUACUUCCCGUUUACUCUCAAGUACUGGGCGCCCGGAUUAUACCGGAAUCGAGUGGAGUUUGUCGACGACGAACACUUUGAUAUCAUACCGAGUGAGUGAGAGACUUCAAAUCGAGUAGAUCCUCUUUGAUUUCAGCAAGUGACUCGUUCGAUUCGGAGCCAACUAACCUCAAACUCGCCGUGCACAUCAACUCUAUGAGCAAAGUUUAUGAGAACGGCACGAAAGCGGUAAGCUUUUCUUUCUGUGGAAAAUGAUUGAUUGAGUUAUUUAUCAUUUCAGUUGGACUGCCUGAACCUCCGACUCUACGAAGGUCAAAUCACAGGACUUUUAGGACAUAACGGAGCCGGAAAAACUACCACAAUGUAAAUACUUCUUGCUGAUUUACAAUGUUCACUAUUUCUUCAGGUCCAUUCUCUGUGGCCUCUACGCUCCGUCGUCUGGAACCGCCAAGAUCUACUCUCGUGACAUUCGGACCGACCUUCGACGAGUCAGAGAUGUGCUCGGAAUCUGUCCACAGCACAACGUCAUCUUCAGCCAGUCAGUUCUUCAUUCUCUGAAUUUUCUCAUUUCUCUUCCCGAUUUUCAGUCUGACAGUCGCCGAGCAACUUCGUCUGUUCGCCGCGCUCAAAGGAGUCCGAGACGAGGAUUUGGACGCUCAAGUGGCCGAAAUUCUGACGAGCGUCUCUUUGACUGAAAAAGCGGACAAACUGGCACGCACACUUUCGGGCGGAAUGAAGCGGCGACUGUGCAUCGGCAUCGCGUUCAUCGGCGGCUCGCGGUUCGUGAUUCUGGAUGAGCCGACGGCCGGAGUGGACGUGACGGCAAGGAAGGACAUUUGGAAGCUGUUGCAGCGGAACAAAGAGGGCCGCACGAUCUUGCUCUCCACUCACCAUAUGGACGAGGCCGACGUCCUCUCUGAUCGCAUCGCCAUCCUUUCUCAAGGUUCGUGCUCUUCCCGUUGACGUCACACCCUUCCAUUUCAGGCCAAUGCAUCACAAUCGGUUCGUCCGUCUUUCUGAAGCGUCGGUUCGGAAAUAACAUGACGCUGGCGAUGGUGAAGGAGGAUCCGAACAUUGACUACCUCCACGUGGCAAACCAGGUCGUCGAGUUGGGCACCGAAAUCGGAUUGCAGUUCGGAGACGAAAACGAGGAGGAGAUUGUGUUCAAGUGAGUUGCGAGCUAACCGAUCAACCGAAUAAAAAACGUACUCUAGAAUUCCUAUCCUCACCGAAUCGGAGAAAUUGGAAAAGUUCUUCUCGCGACUCGAUGAGAAUCUCGAAAAAUAUCGUCUAGGGCAAUACGGUAUCUCGGCUCCGACGCUUCAGAAUGUGAGUAAAUUCGGAAUAAUUUUACUCAAAAUGAAACUUCAGAUCUUUGUCUCGUUGGCUCCGCAGAAAGAGUAUCAAGUGCCGAAGGUGACCAAGUGUGGAUGGUUCAGACGGAUCAAGGAGAAGUUCUGUCGAUCGUGAGUCUUCAACCUUUGGAAGAUUAUAGACUCAACGCUUUUCAGAAGAAGUGAAGAAGAGCAGAACGAUCUGAUUGCUCAGAAUCCGGCGUUGAUCGAGAACAACAUGCCGCAGAACAACGAGAUCGAGGAGAUCAAGUUCGAAGACUUUGAGAAGCCGGAUCUUCUCACCGGAAAGCGCCUCCUCCUCCAACACUUCUGGGCGCUUCUCGUCUGCCGAACCAACUACACGCUGAAGAGCAAACGGACGUUCCUCUUCCAAGUCAUCAUCCCGCUCUUUUUGCUGGCGUUCACCGAACUCUUCGUCCUGCUGGAAGUCUCGUCCCGUCCCGACCUCAUGAGUUCAAUGCCGGCUCUUCCGCUCGAAACCAGCAUUCUCGGAAAUCACAGCGACUUUUACGUGAACUCGUGGAACACCUCGGAUCGAUCGAUGGCUUCCGACAUUCUGAAGGCCAUGUUUGAGUCGCCAGGGACCGGGCCGAGGUGUGCGAUGGGCGAGCCGACGGACAUGUUGUGAGUACAGUAAUACCCGAUUUUGGGAAAAUGGAAUCUGUUCAGAGUCUCACUGCGUAAAGAACUCUUGUUCAGGAAUCGCUAUGGACCGGGACGUGCGAUGAGUCAACCGGGAAUUCAGAAGAACACUGUGUAAGCAUGAGGAAUAUCGAUUCUACAAUACUCUUUUGUACAGGGAGAAUGAGUAUCAAUGCCAAAACAUUCUGGGAACUUUCGAUUACAACGAGGAUAUCUCGAAUGUCACCUACAACGAACCGAUCUAUUGCGGAUGCGAAGACUUUGGAUGGAAUUGCACAUUGGUAAGUGGUAAAAUGCAUUACGGUCACUAUGAAUUCCGACUUUUCAGGAAGACUGGCCAUGGAGAGAGACGAAUUGGCUUCAGUUGAACUCGACCGAUCGCAUCUUCGACCUGUCCGCAAAGAAUCUGUCGCAGUUCCGGAUGAUCACUCGGACUGCGCAGAUUUCGAAUCAGACUGCUCCGUUCUUGUGAGUCGACCAUCUUAAGAACUCUUCUGAUUCCCACACAUUUCAGCCUCGGAGGAUUCUCUCUGGGCCAUGUGAACAAGAGGGCGCAGACGCAGGAGGACAUUGAUUUGUCGAAGAGCGGAUGGCUUGCUGCUGUCAAAGGUACACAGUUCAUCAGGUUCUUUGAAUACAUUGACGACAAGUUUCAGACGUCUCCGAAGCGUUCCAAAUAAUCUCCCUAAACGUCAGUGAUCUCGAUCCGCCCACUCCGAAAGUGCUGGAUCCGUUCGCGGCGAACAUCACUAUGACCCGAGUGGUAGAUGACGUGCUCCAGAAUCUAGAAGUGAAGGAGAACGUGAAAGUGUGGUUCAACAAUAAGAUAUGGGCGGCGCUUCCGAUCGCCUCGAACAUCUUGACGAAUGCGCUGUUAAGACAAGAGGAUACGAUAGUCGGUAAGUGCUGUGAAAACUGGCAGCAUAUCAUAGUUAUCGGCAGAGAUAUCAAAAAGUUUUCAACUAUCGAAUUGUUCAUUAAGACAUUUCGCACAUUUUAUCCGUUGACGGCUUUUUGAUAUCUCUACAGAUAACUGAGUUAUUUACACAUUGAUAUUUCAGCACCUGAAAACUUGGGAAUUCUGACACUGAACCAUCCGAUGAACAAGACAAUCGCGCAGACUUUGGAUCAGAGCGCCCUAUCGUUCACUCAGGCGCUCGCUCUCUUCCGCAUCACCUGCCUCCUGCUCGUCCUCUCCAUGAUCCCUGCCGGAUUCACCGUCUAUCUCGUCGAGGACCGCGUGUGUGAAGCAUUUCAUCUUCAGAUUGUCGGAGGAUUAAAGAAGAUGACGUACUGGGUGACCAGUUAUCUGUACGACCUGGUGAGCCUAUCAAAUUGUACGUGAAUGAAUUCCUCUCGAUUUCAGACCGUCUACACGUGCGUCAUCCUUGUCGUAAUGCUCAUUUACGUGACGUUCGGAGUGAGCGACUUCACCGCCAACGUCACCACCUUCUGCUCGUUCCUGCUGCUCUUCUUCAUGCACGGAUGCGCGGCCAUUCUCUACGCGUACGUCUUCCAGAAGAGGUUUGCCGUGCCGGCUCUUUCCUUCGUGCUCAUCGCCAUCGGCUCCUACUUUGUCGGAAUUGUGUGCUCGUUGACUAUGAUCAUGCUGGAGCAACUGAUGGUUCAAGUAAGCUCACAAUCUGAAGUCUGAUUCUAUGAUGAUGGUUCUUUAGGAUGCGACUCUCCUGCCUGCACAUAACAUCUGUGCCAUCGUAUUCUUGAUCCUUCCGCAGUACAACCUAGGAAUCGCCAUCUACCGAGGGCUCAUGAUCUAUCAAGUCAGAAAGAUCGGAUCCAACUUUUUGGGUAAUCAGAUUACUUCUUUCCUCGCCUCACGAGAUGCAUUCAUUUCAAUUUCAGAACAAAUAAACCGUCCGGACAUGAUCAGCCAACUGCCUCUUCCCGCUCUCCUGUCUUUCGAUCAGAUGGGACUGCAUGUGAUGUGUCUCUUCCUGCACGUCAUCCUCGCCACCGGAUGCCUGAUAUUCUCGCAGAUGGACGAGUUCUCGUUCAUCCGAAAUAAAGAACGAGGCCUGACGAGCGCAAUGAUGGUGCGAGAUCAGACGAACGACGAGGAUGAGGAUGUGGCGAAGGAGCGGAACCGAGUGGAGAACAUCCCGACUGAUCACAGCUUCGCCCUGGUUGUUCGCAACCUCGCAAAAGCCUACAAUCCGGAGCUGCUCGCCGUCAAAGACAUCUCUUUCGCCGUGGAACCGGGAGAAUGUUUCGGGCUUCUGGGCCUCAAUGGAGCCGGAAAAACGACCACCUUCUCAAUGUUGACCGCCAAGAUUUGGCCAGGACACGGAUCGAUCGAAAUGAGCGAUACUAGGUAUGUCAAUCUAGGAAUGAAGCGCCUCUAGAAACGGAAAUUAAUUCAGAAUCAACUCGGGAUCGUCGUCAGACGUUCGAAACUUCCAACAACUCGGAUAUUGUCCUCAAUUCGACGCGCUGAAUAUGAAGUUGUCGACGAGGGAAAACUUGAAGUUCUACGCCAGAAUACGUGGAAUUGUCCCAGCUCAGAUUGACUCGGUUAGUACAUGAGACUAGUACGUUCUUGUACUUUCCAAAUCCUUUCAGAUCAUCGACCGUCUCCUGGUCGCUCUCCACCUCCGUCCCUACGCAAACACUCAGACAUCGAGUCUUUCGGGCGGAAACCGACGGAAACUCUCCGUCGCCGUCGCGCUUGUCAGCCAGCCCUCGCUCAUUUUCCUGGACGAACCCUCGGCCGGAAUGGAUCCCGGAUCUCAGCAGUUCCUUUGGAAAGUGAUCGAACGGUUGUGCAAGUCCGGCAAAGCGGUAGUUCUCACUUCGCACUCGAUGGAGGAAUGCGAAGCACUGUGCACUCGGAUUGCGAUCAUGGACCGAGGAAGAAUCAGGUGUCUCGGCGGGAAGCAGCACUUGAAGUCAAAGUUCGGCAAGGGGUCGAUGCUGACGAUGAAGAUGGGCAAGAACGAGAACGCGCGCGAGGUGGCGGGAGUGAUCAAAAUGAAGUUGGGCGACGGAGCACGCAUCGAGGCGGUCCACUGCUCGACGGCGUUCGUGCACAUUGAGCAGGGAUCGGCGAGUGUCGCGCAGGUUUUAGAGAUUGUGAAUCAGGUGAGAAUCUCCCUGUGAUACUGUAAUCGAUUCCCUCCUUUAUGUCAGAUCAAACGAACGUACGACGUGGACGACUUCACUCUGACCCAAUCCACACUCGACAACGUCUUCCAGUCCAUAGCCGAACAUCAAGACACGUCAUCCGAAGGCGGCACUCUCUCCUCCAUCAACCGCAAUAACACGUCGUCGACUUACAUGGCCAGCGAUCGUGAUUGA
Caenorhabditis sp. 36 PRJEB53466 is the source of this 8849-nucleotide messenger RNA. The record is from the annotation of a GenBank genome assembly. NCBI's taxonomy places the organism in Eukaryota, Metazoa, Nematoda, Chromadorea, Rhabditida, Rhabditidae.